CCUCUCGCGUCGCCCGCGCCCCGACAGCGCCGUCCGCAAGGCUCCAAAUUUCUGCAUCUUUGUGCUGAACGUACUGAAGGAAACUCUUUUUGAAGGUGGGAUGGAUUACAGAGUCCCCGGCGCUGUCAGCAAUGGUGAAAUGGUGCCCACACACCCUGGCGUGGAAAAGGAGAAGGAGGAAGAAGAGGAGGAGGAGCAGACACUGGAGCGUGGUCAGUGGAACAACAAGCUGGAGUACGUCCUGUCUGUGGCUGGGGAGAUCAUUGGCCUGGGAAAUGUCUGGCGCUUCCCCUACCUCUGCUACAAGAACGGGGGAGGUGCCUUCUUCAUCCCCUACCUCAUCUUCCUCUUCACCUGUGGGAUCCCAGUGUUCCUCCUGGAGACGGCGCUGGGGCAGUACACGAGCCAGGGAGGGGUGACUGCCUGGCGCAGGAUCUGCCCCCUCUUUGAAGGAAUUGGCUACGCCUCGCAGGUCAUCGUCAUACUGCUCAACUUCUACUACAUCAUUGUGCUGGCCUGGGCCUUGUUUUAUCUCUUCAGUUCGUUCACCAUCGACCUCCCCUGGGGCAGCUGUGACCACGAGUGGAACACAGGGAACUGCAUGGAGCUUCAGAAGGCGAACUCAACCUUCAACGUGACCAGUGAAAAUGCCACAUCCCCAGUCAUCGAGUUCUGGGAGAGGCGAGUGCUAAAGAUUUCUGAUGGCAUCCAGCACCUGGGUGGUCUCCGCUGGGAGCUGGCUCUGUGUCUCCUGCUGGCUUGGAUCAUCUGCUACUUCUGCAUCUGGAAAGGGGUCAAAUCCACGGGCAAGGUGGUAUACUUCACUGCCACGUUCCCAUACGUCAUGCUGAUUGUUCUGCUGAUCAGGGGAGUCUCCUUGCCCGGGGCAUCCCAGGGAAUCCUCUUUUACCUUUAUCCAGACAUCAGUCGCCUUGGAGACCCUCAGGUCUGGAUGGAUGCAGGCACUCAAAUCUUCUUUUCGUAUGCAAUUUGUCUGGGAUGCCUGACAGCUCUGGGCAGCUAUAACAAAUACCAUAACAACUGCUACAGGGACUGCUUGGCCCUGUGCUUCCUCAACAGCGGCACCAGCUUUGUGGCUGGCUUUGCCAUCUUCUCCAUCCUGGGCUUCAUGGCAGAGGAGCAGGGUGUGCCCAUCGCCAACGUGGCUGAGUCAGGGCCUGGCCUAGCAUUCAUCGCCUACCCUCGGGCUGUGGUCAUGCUGCCCUUCUCCCCACUCUGGGCGUGCUUCUUCUUCCUGAUGGUUGUCUUGCUGGGACUGGACAGCCAGUUUGUCUGCGUGGAGAGUCUUGUGACAGCUCUUGUGGACAUGUACCCCACCAUCUUCCGCAAGAAGAACCGCCGGGAGACCCUCAUCCUCGUGGUCUCCAUCCUCUCAUAUCUGGUUGGCUUGGUGAUGCUCACAGAGGGUGGGAUGUAUGUCUUCCAGCUCUUUGAUUACUAUGCUGCCAGUGGCAUGUGCCUGCUCUUUGUGGCCAUCUUUGAGACUCUCUGCAUCGCCUGGGUCUAUGGUGCUGAGCGUUUCUACGAUAACAUUGAAGAUAUGAUCGGCUACCGGCCGUGGCCCAUCAUCAAAUACUGCUGGCUUUUCAUCACCCCUGCUGUUUGCAUGGCAACCUUCCUCUUUUCUUUGGUCAAAUACACACCGUUGACUUACAACAAGAAGUAUGUGUACCCAUGGUGGGGAGACACUCUGGGAUGGCUGCUGGCCCUCUCCUCCAUGGUCUGCAUCCCUCUCUGGAUCGUCUACAAACUCUCCACCAUCAAAGGCUCACUCAGAGAGAGAUUCCGCCAACUCACCUGCCCACUUGAGGACUUGCCUUCCAGGCCAGGCACAGAGCAGCCCCUUCCCUCUACCAGAGCUGGCCUCCUGGUGCUGACAGAGCUUGAAUCUCAUUGCUAGGACCAGUGUGGCUCUCCCUCCCUCCCCCAGGAUGGUUUCUAUACAGCCUUUGCCACCUGUUGGAUAACGCAAGGAUUCUUCACUCACCAAGAAGAGAGGGAUUUCUGGGCUGAGGUUCCUUCUCUGGAAGAUUUGAAGGGCUGAUGAAGAGGCUGCCACGGAGAUGGUCUGUGUGGAGUUAGCAAUGCACCUUAAUUCUCUCCCUGGAGAGGGCUCUGAAGGGGCACAUCAAGCACCAGUGUUCCUGAGCAUCCCCAGGCUUCUGGUGGGAAGGACUGGCCCUGGAGUAAAGUGUCAGAGUCAGAGCUGUGGCUCCAGUGUGGACUUUGGGAGCUUCUCCAUUCAUUCCAUUAAAUCUAUGUUUUUCCUGACUA
Molecule: messenger RNA, 2295 nt
Organism: Passer domesticus (house sparrow)
Lineage: Eukaryota; Metazoa; Chordata; Aves; Passeriformes; Passeridae
Gene: SLC6A13
Product: solute carrier family 6 member 13
Exons: 15
Coding region: 101-1921 (606 amino acids)
Biological process (GO): neurotransmitter transport; sodium ion transmembrane transport
Cellular component (GO): plasma membrane
Molecular function (GO): gamma-aminobutyric acid:sodium:chloride symporter activity
Source: RefSeq, a predicted model, not a curated record